Solanum dulcamara is the source of this 1819-nucleotide messenger RNA. RefSeq names its product transcription factor TCP19. Lineage: Eukaryota; Viridiplantae; Streptophyta; Magnoliopsida; Solanales; Solanaceae. The coding region runs from base 447 to 1520 and encodes 357 amino acids. The transcript is spliced from 2 exons. The record is from RefSeq and is a predicted model, not a curated record. Gene Ontology annotation, cellular component: nucleus. Gene Ontology annotation, molecular function: sequence-specific DNA binding; DNA-binding transcription factor activity.
AUUUAACCUCAUGGGACAAUUAAAAGGUAAGAUGAGUAGCUUUCAAAGACAAAAUGAGAACUCAAACCUCCUUUCUUACCCAGUCACCAGACCUCUUCCUGCUACUUCUUUCUUCCUCCUUGCCCCAACAGCUCCCUCACAAACCAUCACAGCACUAGUUUUUUGGUCCAGCAACUUGUUUUCCCCUGCAACUUCUUUAUUCCUUUGUCAUUUUCUUUUUCAUUUCAGCAGCUCCAACCAAAAGUUGAAUCUUGUAUAAUAUAUUAGGCUACAUUUUCUUCUAGCACAGCACAAUGUUUGCUCCUUCAUUUUAUAUCUUUCUACCAUAGAUCUAUGCUAUGUAAAGUUGGUUGUGAGUUUAAAAACUGUUUUGGAAUCAAGUCUGACCUCUUCUUCUUUUUUCCUGAUUUUCAGUCGCUCACAACUAUCUUAGAUUUUUCUGCAAAAUGGCAUGUGUUGAGAACAGCCAAAACAUUGAACCGGAAGAUGACGAGGUUAGCGAUUCGAAGAUAUUAGCCGCUGAUCCGUUACUUGGCGAUUCCCAAGAAUACACUAUUACAGCGGUAGGGUUGGAGCGAUCUCCGCCGCCUUCAACCGCUAUGGUGCCGUUGUUGAAGGAAGAACCAGAGGACAACGAUUUGCGGGUCUCUGCGUCAGUUGGGCUGAAUAUGCAAUUGCACAAGGUGGAGAAACAACCGGUGAAAAGAUCCUCGAAGGACAGGCACACAAAAGUAGAAGGCCGUGGUCGGAGAAUUCGAAUGCCGGCGGCUUGUGCGGCUAGAAUCUUCCAAUUAACGCGAGAACUGGGCCAUAAAUCGGAAGGUGAGACUAUAAGGUGGCUUCUAGAACGCGCCGAGCCAGCGAUAAUAGCCGCCACCGGAACGGGUACGGUUCCGGCCAUCGCUGUAUCAGUUAAUGGAACGCUGAAAAUACCAACGACUUCACCGGCGACAAAUAACGAGGGAGAAAGUUCGAAGAAGAGAAGGAAAAGGGCUUCAAAUAGCGAGUUUUAUGAGGUGCAUGAGGCAUCGAAUUUUGCACCCGUUGCUCCAAUUGCCCCACAAGGUCUUGUUCCUGUUUGGCCAGUGGGCUCUGGGAAUGGACUUGUACCCACCACUGCAUUUACCGGUGGGACAGCUUUCUAUAUGCUGCCGCCAGGGACUAAUACAACAGUUGCUACUACUGGGGCUCAGUUGUGGGCCACUCCAAUAUUUAAUGUACCUGGAAGGCCCAUCCCAAGUUUUGUAUCUGCAAUGCAGCCUAUUAUGGGUCAUGCAGCUGGGAUCUCUGCCGCUGCUGCUAGUGAGGUUCAAAUGAGCAGCUCUUGUGUGCCAAAAAGUGAUGGGAAUGGAGAUAAGUUAGGUAAUGUUGUUUCAGCCAUGGCUCCUAGUUCGAGUUCCACAAGUACUACACAGUUGCUUAGGGAUUUUUCAUUAGAGAUUUAUGACAAGAAGGAGCUUCAGUUUAUGGUUGGUUCUGGUUCUGGUGAAAAUGAUCAAACUUCCUCCUCCAAAUCCUGAUUAGGGUUCUAGACUCAUAAAACUUUUUUUAAAAAAAUCUAUUUCAUGUCUUCUAGAUAAACAUCUAGUUGUAGUUUCUCAAAAGAAAUUUUUUGAUGUUCUUAAUUAGGCACUAAUAUUUGCCUAAUUCAUAGCUACUGUGUCUUAGCUUUAACAUUUUGCUUAGCAAAUGGUAUUAGAAUAUGAUUCCUCCUCAAGAAACGGAGGUUGCUUUGCUGUGAUGACAUGGGUUGAUCAAUUUUAAAUGUCAACUUGGUGUUUUGUUAGUUUUGGGCCACAUAAUUUUAUGCUUUUUAGUG